This is a messenger RNA of Chironomus riparius, 2976 nucleotides long. The record is from the annotation of a GenBank genome assembly. Lineage: Eukaryota; Metazoa; Arthropoda; Insecta; Diptera; Chironomidae.
AUGGAAAAACUUUUACUUGUAAGCAUGAUGCAUUGUACAGUAUCAUCAAUCAAGUCAAUCAAUCACACUCAAGUGCCAAAAUACUUGACGUUCGAUGUAUUGCAUCAAGUACAUUGUAAAAAGUCUGAAAAUCGGCUGAGUGAUGCUAUCAUACCGAAAGUUUACGAUCUUUACAUUCGAGUGGAUAUAAAUUCACAGGUUUUUAACGGAAAUGUGAUAAUAGAUGUUCGCGUUAAUCAUGCUGUUUCAGCUAUUCAAAUGCACAAUAUCGGAUUAAUAAUUAGUGAUAAAGUUUUUGUAAAAAAUGUCACAGACAGUUCUAUUAUUUCGGAAUCCAUAAACAUCACGUAUAAUAAUGCAACUGAGAUAAUGAAUAUUGAAUUAGAUCAGAUAUUAUUAGCUGAUAGUGAUUAUAAAAUUUUGCUAUCAUUUAAUGGACCUAUUGAAUUUGACAUGAAAGGAUUAUACAUGAGCACAUAUUAUGAUGGUGGAAUAAAAUAUAUAGCUACAACCUUUUCUGCGGCAGCAUACGCUCGAAAAAUCUUUCCAUGCUUCGAUGAGCCGAACUUUAAGGCAAAAUUCCGAUUAAAGGUUGCGUGUCCAAAGGAUUUUUUCGCACUAGCAAAUACACAGGUUAUCAACACAGAGCUCAUGCAUGAGUAUGAUGAAAGUUCCGUUUGGAGGAUAACGGAAUUUGAGGAAACAAUACCGAUGUCGACGUACCUUUUGGCCUUUACAGUAUCUAAUUUUAAAAACCUCACCAAUUUGGGUAAUCCGCAAUUUUCUGUCUAUGCAAGUUCAAAAGAAUAUAAAAAUAUGGAAUUUGCAUUAAAUAUUAGUCGUAGUGCAUUGAAGGCAUUGGAGGAAUACACGAUACAUUCAUAUCCACUAAAUAAAAUGGAUUUUAUUGCUAUAGACGAUUUUCUCUAUGGUGCUAUGGAGAAUUGGGGACUUAUCAGCUUCAAAACUUCUCGGAUAGUGAAUCCUGCUGGUAAGAGAAAUCGCAAGAAGAUGCAGGAUAUUAUUAGCAUAAUUUCACAUGAGCUUGUACAUCAAUGGUUUGGCAAUUUAGUAACAUGUGAAUAUUGGGAUUAUGUAUGGCUGAAUGAAGGCUUCGCAUCUUAUCUUGAGUACAUUGUGGCUGAUAUGAUUCUUCCUGAAUGGCGAAUUUUGGAACAGUUUACGACAGAGGAUAUGCAUCCCGUCAUGUUAAAUGAUGUGCGACCAAAAACUCAUGCGAUGACAAGAAAUGUCAACACUCCCGAGGAAAUAACAACAAUUUAUGAUUUUGUUGCAUAUCCAAAGGCAGCAUCUGUUAUCAGAAUGAUGGAACAACUCAUGACUCCGGAAAUUUUCAAAAUUAUGAUUUAUCGAUAUUUAUCUAAUAGAAAGUACAACACAGCAACAGACGAAGAUCUUUAUGAAACUAUUGAUACAUUUCAAGAUCAUUUUGUAAUUUAUAAUCCAAAUUUCCCGAAAUUGUCAGACAUUUUUCGAUCAUGGGCAAAUAAUGAAGGAUUUCCAAUUUUAAAUGUUCAAUACUUAAAAGGCACCGUCACGUCAACUGUACGAAUCUCUCAGGAACUUUUCCUUCCAAAGUUGAAUGAAUCUGAAGAUUCUAGCUUUAUAAUUCCAUACAAUUUUAUUACGUCUGAAAGCGUUAAAGAAAAUGAUUGGAAUCCGGCAUUUAAUGGUAUUUGGAGAUCACUUAAUGGAACUGGAGAUAAUUUUACAUCUAACACACAAGCUGAUUGGAUUAUUUUUAAUAUUCAGCAGACGGGCUAUUAUCGUGUAAAUUAUGAUACCGAUAAUUGGAAUGCAAUAAUUAAUGUACUUGAUAGCAGCACGUAUCGUACAAUUCAUUUUCUAAAUCGUGCACAAUUGUUGGACGAUAGUUUCAAUUUAGCCAAAUCCGGUUAUUUGGACUUUACCAUAAACCUUAAUAUAUUGAAGUAUUUGCGUCGAGAAUAUGAAUUAGGACCAAUAACAGCUGGUUUUAAAGCUAUUCAAUUUAUGCUUUCUCAUCUCGAUGAUCAGCCAUUUUAUGAGGAUUUUAAGAACAUUAUGUUGAACAUAAUUGAUGAGAUUUAUGAGAGAGUAAAUUAUCCAUCACAUCCUGAAUAUCCGACAACAUUCUCCGAAAAUCAUCAUGCGGUGUUGAAGCUCAAGGUUAAUCUUUUUGCAUGUCGCUUUCGGGCAUCAUUGUGUGUUCAGGAUGCUGAUAAAAAAAUGAAUUUUGAUGAUGUGCCGGAUAUUGAUGAUCGUCCGCACUUUUAUUGCGGCAUAUUGAGCAGUAAAUCAUCGCAAAAUCAGUGGAAUAAUUUGUGGAAUCGACUCGGGGAAAUCAUUAAAUCAACAGAGCUUUACCGUGAUAAUCAAGAGGAAAUUAGUGAAAUACUUUAUGCCUUUUCGUAUUGCGACAAUGAUGAAGGACGAAUCAAUAAUCUUUUAAUGAGCAUGUUGAAUACAACUCAGGAAGCUACUAGCAACAAAAUCUCUAACGAUGAUGCUACGUUAGUAAUUGGAAAUUUAAUAAGAGCAAGCAAAAAACAUCGGGAGUUGGUAAUGGACUUUUAUGAAGACCAUUAUGAAGCUGUUAAAGAAACAGUUCCACUUACUGCUGUAUUGAGUGCAUUUGCGGAAGCAAUCAACACUGAAGACCAUUCAGAACGUCUUAAGAAGCUUGCUGCUAACCAUGCCAUUAAUGUUGGUAAAACGAUAGAAGAAAUUGAAAAAAAUAUCCAUUGGAUGUCGAUGAAAGUAUCAGAAAUAGCCACAUGGGUUAAAAAUGAGAAAGGUGCAGCGAUUAAAUUGAACUUUUCCAUUAUGGCCAUCAUAUUUUCUUUUUCAAUAAUAGCUUUGCAAUAAAUAAGAUGUAUUGAAUAGACGGAAGGUAGAGGAAGAGAAAAUGUUUAAAAAGAAAUGAAAUUUUUAUUGCUUGCUGCUUGUCCUGUGUAUGUGUGCUUAAUGGAAAAG